AUGCAGUACCCCCAUGCCGGCAGCCUCCCCAACGGCUUCUCGUCAGCGCCCAGCUACUCGGCCACCAAGCACAAGGCCAUUGAGGAUGCUCGUGCCGCCCAGGCCAUCGUGCUGCGCGAGUGCGCUGACGCUGGCCGGGAGGCGCCGCCCUACAAGCUGCUGGAGCUCAUCGGCAAGGGCAGCUUCGGGCGCGUGUACAAGGCCGUGGGCACCAAGACGAGCCAGCUGGUGGCCGUCAAGGUCAUCAGCAUCGAGGAGGGCGACGGCAUCCAGCCGGGCGCGGCCGACACGCUGGGCGACAUCAUCAAGGAGGUCAACACGCUGAAGCUGCUGAGCAACAGCGGCGCGCGCAAUGUCAACGCCGUCGUCGACACUCAUCUGGUGGGCCAGGCCGUGUGGAUGGUGACCGAGUAUUGCGCUGGCGGCAGCGUCGCGUCGCUGAUGCGGCCCACGAGCGGCCUGGCUGAGCGCUGGAUCAUCCCGAUUCUGCGCGAGGUGGCCGAGGCGCUGUUCUGGGUGCACAAGCAGGGCAUCAUCCACCGCGACAUCAAGUGCGCCAACGUGCUCGUCACCGAGGCCGGCGGCGUGCAGCUGUGCGACUUUGGUGUCGCUGGCAUCAUGGAGACCAAGUUCGACAAGCGCAGCACCAUCACCGGCACCCUGCACUGGAUGGCCCCGGAGCUCUUCGACCCCCAUGUCGCCUACGGCAUCGAGGUCGACAUCUGGGCCUUUGGGUCCAUGGCCUACGAGAUCGCCAACGGCCUGCCGCCAAACGCAACCGCCAGAAUCAACAUCCAGCAGUUUGGUGCCUACCUCAAGCAGCAUCGCCCGCGGCUGCAGGGCGACAAGUUCUCCGACAACCUCAAGAACCUCAUCGCCUUCUGUCUGGUCGAGGAUCCCAAGCGACGGCCGCCUAUCGAAGAGAUCCAGCGGCACCCCUACAUCUUCAACACGCACGACAGAUAUCCAACCGUGUCUCUCUCCAAGCUGGUGGCCGACUAUAAGCACUGGGAGUCUCAGGGUGGCAGUAGGCAAUCUCUCUUCUCGGCUGGUGGUGCUCAGGGACCGCGCAAGGACCGAUCUCCGGUCCGUCAAAGCGGUUGGGACUUUGGGAAUUUCGACGAGGUGGACGAACUCAUGUUCCAAAACACGGCCAAGCCGCGUGCUGCCCCCGAGUACUACCCCAGCGUCGCCUCGAGCCCCGAGAACACGGCGCGGCCAAUGCAACGUCGUCGCAGGCGCCCGCCUCCGACCAUGAAAGAACUCAAGGCCCCUCUAGAAAAGGUGUUUGAUCCGUACACAAUCACCAAUUAUGGCGACAACUCGCGAGCCUGGUAUGGCAGAAUACCGAUGCCACCUCCAACUUCAGCUCCACCGCCAUCCUCCCAGAAGAAAUCGAAGCCAGAGCCCAAACCAGAGUCGGCAGCGCCGGCUCGCGAGUCGUUGAUCGAUCUGGAUCUUGCGUUUGACGACACCCCGGCGACGCCCAGCCUUGGCGAGGAGACAAUCAAGCCAGCCACGCGGCCCAUCUCGAUUGACUUGAGCGGAUCUGAAUGGAGCUUUCCUACGGAGGACAAACGAAGCACGCAAGAGUGGACGUUUCCCACAGCCAAACGCGAUACCCAAGAGUGGACUUUCCCUGCCAUGACGCCCAGCUCAGCCACCUUUGCUCCCAAUGCAGACACCUAUAGCGAUAAUGAGGAUUUCUCUAGUGACGCACAUGUACCUCAGCCGCAUCAAUUUGACGACAUGGGCGCCUCGACGAAUCGGGACUCGUCCAUGAGUCUCAUUGACCUCGAUGCUUCCUUGGCAGAUGAAGGGGGGUUCAGUGCCCCUGGUUCGUUCGUGCCAAGCUCUCAUGUGCGAUCAUCCGACUCGGUUCACGGAUCUCUAUCGUUCGACCUCGAGCUCGAUGCCGAGGCGGAAAUCAACACGAGAGAGCCCUCUCUAUACAUAGACGAUGACAUGGAGUCGGUCCCUUCUCUCACGCGGCAACUGAGCGACUUGCAGAGCACGCCCACCACGCCCGAUGAAAGGCCAAACAUUGCAUGGGAGUCGUCCGGCCUGGGGAUCAUGACGAGCGCUCGGAACUCCUUGAUGGCUUCCCUCCCGCCUCUUCCCAGUGCACCCUCUCCAAAUGUUCUGCAGGGCUUGGGCUCACAAGAGGACUUGAAGAACGAACUACAUCACAUUAUAUCAAGUAUGAGAGAACACCUCCAGUACGCGAAUGACUGGCUGAAAACAUUUGAUACCCCGACGACGGAAGAAGACGAAGAAGAUCAUCACAACGACGAAGAGGAGGAAGAGGAGGAAGCAUAG
This is a messenger RNA of Trichoderma virens Gv29-8, 2319 nucleotides long. RefSeq names its product serine/threonine protein kinase, STE family, PAK/STE20-related (gene PAK5). Gene Ontology annotation, molecular function: protein kinase activity; ATP binding. NCBI's taxonomy places the organism in Eukaryota, Fungi, Ascomycota, Sordariomycetes, Hypocreales, Hypocreaceae. Bases 1 to 2319 code for a protein of 772 amino acids. The transcript has 2 exons. Gene Ontology annotation, biological process: protein phosphorylation. The record is from RefSeq and is a predicted model, not a curated record.